This is a messenger RNA of Nomia melanderi (Alkali bee), 1346 nucleotides long. Its product is annotated as MYG1 exonuclease. Gene Ontology annotation, cellular component: cytoplasm; nucleus. The record is from RefSeq and is a predicted model, not a curated record. Lineage: Eukaryota; Metazoa; Arthropoda; Insecta; Hymenoptera; Halictidae.
CCAGGCACUCUUAUAGUUAGUGGGAAGUUGGUGCACGCGUGCAGAGAGAUCGUUAGAAUAGCUAGACACGUGUAUUUAUGUGAUUGAAACGUGAAAUGUCCAAAUUUCUAAUAUCUAGUGCGAGUUUGUUAAUUACUAGUUAAAGAAUAAUUUAAUUUUGUUCGCUACUAGUGCGCGUUUUACAACAUUCCGCUAACCUACUUGCCCCGACAGGUUUCCUAACCUAUACCCGAGUGAAAUCGCAAAAGUUUGUGACAAUGGCUAGAAAUAUAAAAAUUGGAACGCACAACGGUAACUUUCAUUGCGACGAGGCGAUCGCUUGCUCUAUGUUGAAGAUGUUGCCGCAAUAUAAAGAUGCAGAAAUCGUCAGAUCAAGAGAUCUUAAUAUUUUAAAUCCUUGUGACUUGGUAGUUGAUGUUGGUGGGAAAUAUGAUCCUUCUAGUCAUCGUUAUGACCAUCAUAUGAGAGACUUUAAGGAAUCCGUGAGUACAGUUAUAAAAAAGCCUGGGUAUGAUUGGAAGAUGAAACUAAGUAGUGCAGGUUUAAUUUACUGCCACUUUGGCCAUGAAAUUAUUAAACAGUUGAGUCCAAAUUUAAGUGACAACGAUGUAGAGAAGAUUUUUAAGAGAAUUUAUGAUACCUUUAUUCAAGAAAUUGAUGGUAUAGAUAAUGGAGUUCCAAUGUUUGAAGGAGAACCUGUAUAUCGUAUUGUUACUGAUCUAUCUUCUCGUGUACAAUUUUUAAAUCCUCCGAUGAAUAGUGACAGUGUUGUUAGCGAUGAACAGUUUUUAAAGGCAGUUGAACUCACUGGUCAAGAAUUUGUAGAACAUGUGAAAUAUGCAAUAAAUAAUUGGUUACCAGCUAGGUCUUAUGUGGAAGAAGUUAUCCGCAAUCGUUUUGAGGUUGAUUCAAGUGGGGAAAUUAUAGAGUUCACUAAACCUGCAUCAGAAGUUAUGAGUCACUUAUUUACAAUAGAAAAGGAAUUGAAUGUACAGCCCACAAUAAAGUAUAUUGUUUUUAAUGAUGAUACCUAUCGAGUUCGGUGUGUCCCAAUAGCACCUUCAAGUUUCAUGUGCAGAAUGUUUUUACCAGAAGCAUGGGCAGGUCUGAGGAAUGAGGAACUAGAACGUGUCAGUGGAAUCGAAGGUGCUGUAUUUGUGCAUUCAGUGCGUUUCAUUGGUGGAUGUAAAACCAAAGAGGGUGCAUUAUCAAUGGCACGCAAAUCACUUGAAAUAGGAAAAUCAGGAUCCAAUUAACUACAGUUUUAUUUCUAAUUUCAUCAGAAUUUUAUUUAUGAGCACAAUUGGACGUCAAUCAUGUUGUAACACAUAGUAUUUUGCAUACCU